AAGCUUUUUGUGCAAUCCCACCUCCUCUAGCUAGGCUUGGUUAGAGUCUGCCUAGCCGUGGCCCCGCCCACUCCAUCAGUCCAAUCAGCUCGUGUUCUCCCUCCACCUGCCCAAUCACUCCCUCCCCAUCCAUUCAUCGCCUCCUCCUGCCCAAUCACAUCUGCUUCUCUACCAAGGCUCCGCCCCCAAGACCCUGCCCCCCUCAGCCCCGCCUCCCUGUCCAAUGCUCAGCUCAGUGUGCGUCUGGUCGUUCAGCGGGCGCCAGGGGACCCGCAAGCAGCAUUCUCAGCCGGCGCCAACGCCGCAGCCGCCUGAGUCCUCACCGCCGCCUCUGCUACCGCCGCCGCAGCAGCAGUGCGCUCAGCCCGGCACCGCCGCCUCCCCGGCGGGUGCCCCGCUUUCCUGUGGGCCUGGGGGCCGGCGCGCCGAGCCAUGCUCCGGGCUGCCGGCGGUGGCCAUGGGGCGGCACGGCGGCGGCGGCGGCGACAGCGGUAAGAUCGUGAUCAACGUGGGCGGCGUGCGCCAUGAGACGUACCGCUCCACGUUGCGCACCCUACCGGGGACCCGGCUGGCCGGGCUGACCGAGCCCGAGGCGGCCGCGCGCUUUGACUACGACCCGGGCACGGACGAGUUCUUCUUUGACCGUCACCCGGGCGUCUUCGCCUACGUGCUCAACUACUACCGCACCGGCAAGCUGCACUGCCCGGCCGACGUGUGCGGGCCGCUCUUCGAGGAGGAGCUGGGCUUCUGGGGCAUAGACGAGACGGACGUGGAGGCCUGCUGCUGGAUGACCUACCGCCAGCACCGUGAUGCCGAAGAGGCACUGGACUCCUUCGAGGCUCCGGACUCCUCGGGCAACGCCAACGCCAACGCCGGAGGCGCCCAUGAUGCGGGCCUGGACGACGAGGCGGGCGCAGGAGGUGGCGGCCUGGACGGGGCAGGCGGCGAGCUCAAGCGUCUGUGUUUUCAGGACGCGGGCGGAGGUGCCGGAGGACCUGCCGGAGGCCCGGGCGGCGCGGGCGGCACGUGGUGGAGGCGCUGGCAGCCCCGCGUGUGGGCGCUUUUUGAGGACCCCUACUCGUCGCGGGCCGCCAGGUACGUGGCCUUCGCCUCCCUAUUCUUUAUCCUCAUCUCCAUCACCACCUUCUGCCUGGAGACACACGAGGGCUUCAUCCACAUCAGCAACAAGACGGUGACGCAGGCCUCUCCAAUCCCUGGGGCUCCCCCGGAGAAUAUCACCAAUGUGGAGGUGGAGACGGAACCCUUUUUGACCUACGUGGAAGGCGUGUGUGUGGUCUGGUUCACCUUUGAGUUUCUCAUGCGGGUCACCUUCUGCCCGGAUAAGGUGGAGUUUCUCAAAAGCAGUCUUAACAUCAUCGACUGUGUAGCCAUCUUGCCCUUCUACUUGGAAGUGGGCCUGUCAGGUCUCAGCUCCAAAGCUGCCAAGGACGUGCUGGGCUUCCUGCGCGUCGUCCGCUUCGUGCGCAUCCUCCGUAUCUUCAAGCUGACCCGCCAUUUUGUGGGCCUGCGGGUCCUGGGCCACACGCUCCGUGCCAGCACCAACGAGUUCUUGUUACUCAUUAUUUUCCUGGCUCUGGGGGUCCUCAUCUUUGCCACCAUGAUCUACUAUGCCGAGCGCAUCGGGGCCGAUCCUGAUGACAUCCUGGGCUCCAACCACACCUACUUCAAGAACAUCCCCAUCGGCUUCUGGUGGGCUGUGGUCACCAUGACCACACUGGGCUAUGGUGACAUGUACCCCAAGACAUGGUCUGGGAUGCUGGUCGGGGCACUGUGUGCCCUGGCUGGUGUGCUGACCAUUGCCAUGCCGGUGCCCGUCAUUGUCAACAACUUCGGCAUGUACUAUUCACUGGCUAUGGCCAAGCAGAAAUUGCCAAAGAAGAAAAACAAACAUAUCCCCAGGCCCCCGCAGCCUGGCUCACCCAACUACUGCAAGCCCGAUCCCCCGCCUCCGCCCCCACCACACCCCCACCACGGCAGCGGUGGCAUCAGCCCACCACCGCCCAUCACCCCUCCUUCCAUGGGGGUGACUGUGGCUGGGGCUUACCCACCUGGACCCCACACGCACCCCGGGCUGCUUAGGGGUGGUGCUGGGGGACUGGGAAUUAUGGGAUUGCCUCCUCUGCCAGCCCCUGGUGAGCCCUGCCCACUGGCUCAAGAAGAGGUGAUUGAAACCAACAGGGCAGACCCCCGUCCCAAUGGAGACCCUGCAGCAGCUGCACUGGCUCAUGAGGACUGCCCCGCCAUUGACCAGCCAGCCAUGUCUCCAGAAGACAAGAGCCCGAUCACUCCCGGAAGCCGGGGUCGCUACAGCCGGGACCGAGCUUGCUUCCUUGUCACAGACUAUGCCCCUUCCCCCGAUGGCUCCAUCCGAAAAGGUUACGAGAAGUCCCGCAGCCUGAGCAGCAUUGUGGGCCUGAGCGGGGUGUCCCUGCGCCUCGCGCCCCUCGCCACCCCCCCUGGCUCUCCCCGGGCCACGCGCCGAGCUCCCCCGACCCUGCCCUCCAUCCUCUAGCGCUGUCCUCCCCCCUGUGGGGGGACUGGGGGUGAUGGGAAGGUGAAAAGGAGCUGGGAGAAGGGGUGGGGAAAGGGUUAUUUAAAAAAAAAAGUUAAUAAUAUGCAAAAGAUGAUGCCAGCAGACACCCCCGGGGCCUCUCACUCCCCAUAUAGUAGAGAACCCAGGAUAGAGGGGGCGGGGCCGGAGCCUGUACCCCCACAACUCCCUCCCCUUUCCCCCCCCAAAAAAUGCAAACCUCAGGUCUCCAUGAGCCAUAGGACACCCCUCCCAUCGACUCCUGUAAAUAACUAAAAGCCGAUUCCAUCUUGGGGCACCCACUCCAGUUUGCAUGCCUCUCCGACCCCCCUCUUCAGCAAUAAGCCGCCAGGAGCUGCGUGCAGAGAGUUGGAGGGGAGGCUGCUGGGAGCCUCUGGGGUCGGGGCUAGCAUUUUAGGGGUCUUCCUGGAUACCCCGCCAAAAGGCAACCCACCCACCACUAAUUGAUUCAGGAAAAACAAAAACCUCUAGGAACACGUAGGAAAAGGAAGACAGGUUAAUCAGCUGCAACCCCGAGGAGCUCAGCGUGGGGGUGGGGGUGGGGUUCUGCCAGCUGCUCUUGGGCUUGGAGGACGCCAGCUGGUGCAUUCCACCCACGCCCGCCUCCAGAGAUCUGCUCCCUCUAUUCGCUGCAUGGACUUGGCCCUCCAGGCCCAGAACCCUCUCUACCCAUUGCAGUCUCCACUCUAUCCCAAUGUGAGACUAGUACCCUAGACUUACGGAGAUAGAACCUGGCACCCUGCACUCCCAUACCCCACGGACUCCGGCGCCCCACACUUCCCACCUCCAUCACUCCAUCCCCCACUGGCCUGGACUGCACCACAGAGUUCUUCCACCCUUUCCUUGCACCCCAGCUCACUUCCAGCCAUUGGGGUUCUGACAGUCCUCAAGACCCUGACAUAUCUAGACACCCCCAUAUCCUCAAGCCUCCCCCAACCCCAGACAGCCCCAACCCUCUGAUAUCACAUUUCUCUGUCCUGGGCGCCUCUGACGCAAGACCUUCCGGGACAAGCUCUGAUUCCAGGGAGCUCCCACCCCAUUCCAGCAUCGCUGUCUAGGCAGCCCCCUCCUCUACGCUUCCCCCCCCCCCAUGGUGCCAAAACACAUUUUCUUCAUGGCCACCAGAGUUUCCCAGAGCGUGGGACUCCCGUUCCCUCUUCGCAUGCUGAACUUUGCAGAGUGCACAGACGACCAAGUGUUUUAAAAUUGUGUACUCUUCGCAAGCUCAUACCCGGCUGGUGCGUCCUGGCAGCGUAGCAGUUGGGCGUUGCCAUUGAAAGCAAGUCAAGGACAGGAUGGGACCCAAUGCUAAAAGCGCUGGCUUAAUGUGCUAAGGUCCCAGGGUUCAAUCUCCAGCAAUCCCUCUUUGCCCGACCGGUGGGAAAAGAGGACACGCCCACCUCGGCUAGGAUCUUAGCCUGCCCUUCCCAGCUUCCUUGCCCACCGCGUGCCACAUUCGCGGGUGGAAAACUUUCUCAAAUCUCGUCUUGGCUCCAGGAUGCUACCUCCCCUAAGCCCAGAGACCACACUGGUCCCAGAAUCCUUAGUGAACUUCCCCUUUUGGAGCUGGGUGGUCGGCAGAAUUAGCAAUCCCUUGUUCCCACCGCCUCAGGGAAACCUCCCGCUGUCACCAGAGUUGUCGGUGGGGGUGUCCUUGGGCCCAAUUCUUGAUGCAACAAUUCCUAUGCAAGGGACAUUUUGAGUCCCUCCCGCACUCCCCGCCUUCCCUCGGGACCUUAAACCCUGGUGAGACAGGGGUUGAGGAGUGGGGUGGGAUCUGGUAGGGGCAGGGCAAAGGGCUAGGGGACUCUAGACACCAGGGUAUGGGGUGAGGACUCCUAAUAUUGCCAAAGGAUUCAACUUAUUUAAACAACCCCUAUUACCCCCCCCCCCGUCCCUCAAAAGAGCGAAUGGGGCGGGGAAAGGGGUAAGAGUCCUUUUUGAAGGGUACCAACCACUUCCCACUGUUUCACCCUGUGCUCUCCAGUCCCCUACACAUAUCCAGCUUUUUAGUUAAGCAUUUUUAAAAAGCUACAGUUCAUUAUAAACGUCUACAAAACGUGAUUUUUGCCCCUCCACAUUUCCCAAUUUACCAAACAGUGUGGGAUUCGGGGAGGGAGAGCCAGUCCUGGUCUCCCUUUUCCCCACGGCCGCCAGGGUGCCUGCAACUGCACGCAUGCGCUGCAUGACGCGCCCCCCCACAUACACACGCAUGCGUCGCGCACCCCUCCUGCGCUGGGGGGGGACGCACGGACUUGGGGGCGGGGCGAUGGGGAGGAAUGAUUGGCAGAGGGGAAGGGGGUUUUUCUGAGCUCAAUGGCUCCUCUCCUUCCCCACACACUCAACAGCAAUAAGUUUCUCUACUUCAAGUGGGCGGACGGGCCUAGCCUGACCUGGCGCGGGAGGGGCUGGCCAAGGGGCGCUCUCAGGGAUGGGGGCGGGUCCUGAGUCUGGGGGAGGGGAGGUCUGCAACUCUGGUGCUAAUGGCGGGUCUUCCUGGCCCACCCGCAGGCAGGGAGGAAGGAGUCGGCAGGCUCCUCCCCCAAGCCUCCCCCACGCCCACCCAGGGUGCAUGAACCACCCACGCAGAAGCUGCCGCAUGUCAACCCUCCCCCCAACAAAGAAACAGUGUCAUGCCCCUCCCCACCUGCCCUCCCACUCCCCAGCCCAAUAAAUGAUUCCUUUUCAUUUACAAA
This is a messenger RNA of Rattus norvegicus (Norway rat), 5268 nucleotides long. RefSeq names its product potassium voltage-gated channel subfamily C member 3 (gene Kcnc3). The transcript has 4 exons. The coding region runs from base 224 to 2533 and encodes 769 amino acids. Gene Ontology annotation, molecular function: voltage-gated potassium channel activity; monoatomic ion channel activity. NCBI's taxonomy places the organism in Eukaryota, Metazoa, Chordata, Mammalia, Rodentia, Muridae. The record is from RefSeq and is marked validated. Gene Ontology annotation, biological process: protein homooligomerization; potassium ion transport; monoatomic ion transport. Gene Ontology annotation, cellular component: dendritic spine membrane; dendrite; cytoskeleton.